AUGUCGGACGAGCCAAGAAGGAAGCGCAAGUGGGACACUCAAGGCGAGGAAAAUGACGCAGCAGCAGUGGAUGCCAAGAGGGCAUUGAUCGAAGAGGGCGUUCAGAGCAAUGGUACAGAGAGCCCUUCAGGAGCACAGGAUACCGCUGUUGCUGGCGCAGAUCAGUCGCCUGCAGACGCAGCUGCAGCUGCUGCAGCGAUCGCCGCUGCAAAGCUUAAUGCCAUGUUGGUAGCAAAAGGUCAAGCACCCGCCUCCACGACCCCUGAAAUCAACAAUAGUGGAGCACCUGCUCCUGUGACCCCGUCUGCUGCUGGAUCUGACGAGUUAUCUGCUGCUGGUCGCCCAACCCCCGGUGCUAACAGAGAAAGAGACGAGUUCUUCAAGGACAUUGAUAUUAAUGAUGUCAAACACCGCUAUAUCCUCACCAAGGGAUCUGUCCAGACCCAGAUUCAACGGGAUACAACUGCGGAUGUGACAACGCGCGGAAAGUACUACCCCGAUCGGAGCAUAGCGACAGAGAAGGACCCACCACUUUACUUGCAUGUAACUGCAAUGACACAGGAGGCUUUGGAUUUGGCUCUCCAAAAGAUCGACGAGCUCAUUAACGAGGCAGAGAACCCAGCUCCCAUGCCGCCUCAGCGGGAUUCGUUUGCCCCACCAUCCAGGAUGCCAGGAGGACCACCACCUAGGCACCACCAGCCUUUCCCUUUCCAGACUCGGGUUGAGAUUAACAUGGACUCGGAGAGGACGUUCAAUGUCAGGGCCAAGAUUGUUGGACCUGGAGGCCAGUAUGUCAAGCAUGUCCAAAACGAAACGAGGACGCGUGUCAAGCUGAAAGGACAGGGUUCAGGGUUCUUGGAAGUUGAGAGUGGCCGAGAGGCAGAGGAGCCCCUUUACAUCAGCAUUCUUGGAAACACUCAAGAAGAAGUGGACGAAGCUGAGCGACUUUGCAAGGAUCUUGUUGAGACCGUUAGGGCAGAAUACGAACGGAUGAAGAGUAGACCUCCCGCGCCUUAUGAGCCCUAUGGAGACCGUGGCAGGAGGGAUUUUGGCGGCCGCCCUAGCUACCACGGCAACGGGGACAGCUAUAACAGACAUCGUGAUAGCUACGAUCGGGAUCGUCGGUACGACGAUGGGCGCCACCCACGUCAGCCAUACGACCGCCCGCCUUAUGAUCGCCAGCCCUAUGAUCGUCAUUCGUACGAUCGCCAGCCCUAUGAUCACCAUCGGCAACAGCAGCACUUGGCAACCCAGCCUCAUCACCAAUAUGGAUACAACCAGCAAUAUCACUCGGGACCACCACCGCCUCAUGGCAUGGCAGCUCCUGUGAACCCACCAUUGCCAUCAGGACCCCCACCACCUCUUCCGUCCGGACCAGCGCCUCCAGCAGAUCCCAUGGCUCCUGCUCCUCCUACUUCUGGAGCAGUAGCUGCUACCACAUCAUCCGAGGCAGGCGCUGUCGUAACAUCGGAAGCUGCUACCUCGGCGUCUGCAGCUGGAGCCCCUGCCGCGGCCCAGGGCUACACCUACGACCAAUACGAGGCUUACAACCAGUACUACUACCAGCAGCAACAGCAGUACUAUCAGCAAUACGGACAGUACUACCAGCAGGCGUACGCACAACCUGGAGCGGAGCAGGGACAGCAGGGCGCAGCAGGAUCUUCAGCGACGGCACCAGUCUCCACUGACCCGGCCUUGGCAUACUAUGGUUAUGCAUACGCCGCUACAGCACCUCCAGGUUCAGAGGCGACAGGAGCUGUUGCACCAGCAGCACCAGCAGCACCAGGAACAGCAGGAGGAGAGUCAGCAUCGGAUCCACCUCCACCACCUCCUGGCGCCCCUUCCUCGUCGGAUUCCCAGCCUCCUCCACCUCAGCCUGAGGCAUCCGCGUGA
This is a messenger RNA of Linnemannia hyalina, 1893 nucleotides long. The record is from the annotation of a GenBank genome assembly. NCBI's taxonomy places the organism in Eukaryota, Fungi, Mortierellomycota, Mortierellomycetes, Mortierellales, Mortierellaceae.